Eutrema salsugineum is the source of this 1383-nucleotide messenger RNA. RefSeq names its product alkylated DNA repair protein ALKBH8 homolog. Bases 64 to 1107 code for a protein of 347 amino acids. Gene Ontology annotation, biological process: oxidative demethylation. The transcript has 6 exons. Gene Ontology annotation, molecular function: RNA binding; oxidoreductase activity; demethylase activity. The record is from RefSeq and is a predicted model, not a curated record. NCBI's taxonomy places the organism in Eukaryota, Viridiplantae, Streptophyta, Magnoliopsida, Brassicales, Brassicaceae.
CGCCGUUAAACAAACACCUUGCUAUGCCCAGCGCGUUGGUCGGAGACAAGGAGUGGUAACGGAAUGGUACAGCCGCGAUUCGUCCGUCCGUCACCGUCAUCGUCUUCUUCCGGUGCCGGAGAACCAAACUCCUCCAAUCUAUACGUCGCGAAUUGCGGCCCGGCGGUAGGACUGUCACACGACGCGAUCGCGGCGGUUUUCGCUGCUUUCGGGGAAGUGAAGGGCGUUUACGCGGCGGACGAGAGCGGCGUUCGUGUCAUCGUCUCCUUUUCGGAUCCUUUCUCGGCGAAAUCCGCUCUAGAAGCAUUGGUUGGUCGGCCAUGUUCGGACCUCGAUGGACGGACUUUGCAUAUUCGAUACUCGGUUCUUCAAUUAUCUUCCCAGACGCAGGUAAAUGAUUGUGUCCCAGUGUUUUUGGCUGAUUCAGAAUUGAACAUCCCAGGGCUUUUCCUUUUACCGGAUUUCGUCAGUUCCGAAGAAGAACAGCAACUGCUUGCAGCUGUUGAUUCCAAGCCUUGGAUUGGUCUCGCCAAACGGCGUGUUCAACACUACGGAUACGAGUUUUGUUACGGGACAAGAAAUGUUGAUACCAAGAAACAUCUCGGCGAGCUUCCAGCGUUUGUUUCUCCUAUACUGGAAAGAAUCUCGUUGUUCCCGAACCUUGACUGCGACCCAGAAAGCUUGAAUCUUGACCAAUUAACGGUAAAUGAGUACCCAUCUGGUGUGGGAUUAUCGCCACACAUUGACACGCAUUCAGCAUUUGAAGAUUGCAUUUUCAGCCUUUCUUUAGCUGGUCCCUGUAUUAUGGAAUUCAGAAGAUACUCUGUUUCCACAUGGAAAGUAGCCUCAACCACCGAUGAUGAUAAGUCUGAUCAUCCCACUUGCAUCAAGAAAGCUUUAUAUCUUCCUCCUCGGUCUAUGCUCUUGUUAUCCGGGGAAGCACGCUAUGCUUGGAACCACUACAUUCCACAUCACAAGAUUGAUAAGGUGAAGGAUAAAGUGAUCAGAAGAAGUCCAAGAAGGGUAUCUUUCACAUUUCGGAAGGUAAGAGAUCAUCCUUGCAGGUGUAAGUACCCACAAUACUGUGAUUCUCAGCAACAGAGAUAACUGAGGAAGAGGAGAGAAUAAAAUGAUUUUACUGAAAUGAAGAAUCUGUUUGGAAGAGACGGAAAAGAAACAAGAAUUUUGUUAGUUGUUUACUCUUUAAGUUUCAAUAUUUGAGUAGAUUAUUGAGUUUAUAUCAUGUUUUGGUUAUUCAAAUGGUCACUUGAGACUCGAGAGAUGAAGGAAAAACAGGCUGAUUUAUAGAUAUAUUUUAUAAGUAUAUGUACAGUAGUAUAAAUUUUGUAUUGUCUUUACUGUUGAGAUCAAAAGAAACAAGAC